This is a messenger RNA of Penaeus monodon (black tiger shrimp), 391 nucleotides long. RefSeq lists its product as uncharacterized. The record is from RefSeq and is a predicted model, not a curated record. NCBI's taxonomy places the organism in Eukaryota, Metazoa, Arthropoda, Malacostraca, Decapoda, Penaeidae.
GAGACCUCAGGUAGCCCUUCUCGUACUGGCGGUCGCAGCCGUCGUGUCCAACGCCCAGGAAUACAGCACUGAGGAAGUCAUUAGGAACCUGCAAACCACAGCAGACGCAGAGGAGUUGGUCGACUGUGUUCUCGGCACCCGCCAGCCCAGACUGCCCUGUAGGCAGAUGUUCUUGGAUUUCAGACGUUUCUUGCCCGACAUCUUCGAAAAUAACUGCCGCGGAUGCUCGGAUCAGCAGAAGGGCGUGAUGCAGGAGGCAGCGGUGUUCCUGCAGAGGAAUCACAAAGACUACUUCAACCGACUCUCGCGGGGCAUCAGGAGGUCCUUCGGUUGAGCCGCCGCGCCUGCCGUCCCUUCAGCAUGGAUCCUGGCCCUGCCUUGAGGCUCUUGC